UUUUAAUUGACUUCAGAGACCAAAAUAAUUUCUUCCUUUCUGGGUCUAAAGGGUUUAUUUACAAAUGAAAGAAUUCUGAUUGAAUAAUUGUUAGUGUGGAAUGCCUAUACGACCAAGUUCUGAUCAAUGAGAAAAAAAUGAGAGACUUCUCUCUAAAUACUCCCUUUCUUCCUGCUUGGGAUACUGUGUGAGAACAUACUGCCUGAAACUGCAACAUCCGUAUUGGACCAUGAAGGGGAUAUCUUCUUCUAUCAAUUAGAAGACUGUUCAAAAUAUUCUUCAAACAGUACAUCUCCAACAUGAGCAUGCAGAGUUCAUGUAUUCAUUGACGUAAUCCAGAAAACCAGGCAGGCAGUGGCUACAUCUUGAUGUGGGUUUCCAGUCUCUCAGAAAGGUCACAGACAUGAUGCGGCCUCACACGGACCUCCCCAGCAUGUCCUGGAUGCUGUUCUCCUGCCUGAUGCUCCUGUCUCAGGUCCAAGGUGAAGACUCGCCCAAGGAAGUGCCCACUCCACGGAUCAGGUGUCCCAAAGGCUCCAAGGCCUAUGCCUCCCACUGCUAUGCCUUGUUUAUGACACCAAAAUCCUGGAUGAACGCAGAUAUGGCCUGCCAGAAGAGACCCUCGGGACACCUUGUGUCUGUGCUCAGUGGGGCUGAGGCAUCCUUUGUGGCCUCCCUAGUACAGAACAGUGCAAACACUUACUCAAACAUCUGGAUGGGGCUCCAUGAUCCCACAGAGGGCUAUGAGCCCAAUGCAGGUGGAUGGGAGUGGAGUAGCACGGAUGUGCUGAAUUACCUUGCCUGGGAGAGACACCCCUCCACCAACCCAAACCCCGGCUACUGUGGGAGUCUGUCAGCAAGCACAGGAUAUCUGAAAUGGAGAGAUUAUAACUGCGGUGCAAUGCUACCUUAUAUCUGCAAGUUCAAGGACUAGGUCUGGUGGGACGUCAGGAGCCUGAGUUUUGUGUGCAGCUCAUCAUGGACAUAUGACCAAGUGUGAAAACCUACCCUGGAAAGGAAUAGUCUCCCCCUACGCUCUAACCUGACCCUUCCUUCUGAUCAUUUCUCCUCCCUAUUCAUUUAACUUUAUGUUCUUUUUGUGUAUUACAUGGCCUGAGAUUGCAGAGAGCAAUAAUAAAUACUUCAUUCCA
Messenger RNA from Panthera uncia (snow leopard), 1151 nucleotides. RefSeq names its product lithostathine-like. Gene Ontology annotation, biological process: response to peptide hormone; antimicrobial humoral immune response mediated by antimicrobial peptide; venom-mediated disruption of cell wall in another organism. Bases 404 to 934 code for a protein of 176 amino acids. NCBI's taxonomy places the organism in Eukaryota, Metazoa, Chordata, Mammalia, Carnivora, Felidae. Gene Ontology annotation, molecular function: oligosaccharide binding; signaling receptor activity; peptidoglycan binding. The record is from RefSeq and is a predicted model, not a curated record. The transcript is spliced from 9 exons.